UGACACUUCCUCGUUAUGAUAUUAACACAUGGAACUGUCGUGGGAUGAACGAGUGCUAAACAUGGUGACCAGUGCCAGCUAUGCCACAAGAAUUCCAGGUGCUGCGAUGUUACCAGUGCUCUACAUUCCAAGUACAUCAGGUCAAGAAGGCGAAGAAGUGGAGCUGUAAAAUGUGUGGGGAAAAACAGUCUGUGAUCAAGGUGUUCGGGAGGGGAGCAGCAGCAGCAGACUGUCGGCACCAUGUCCAGAAACUAAACAAUCUGAGAGGAGAAAUAGAACAGGUCACCCUAGAAACGCCUACUGAAUCAAGUAUCUGUGGGGAACAAUCAGAGAUACCAGAGACAUCACAGACACAGAUUGGCGGGGACAGCAUUCCAUCUAUUGACCGCUGGUCACAGUUUGUGACCUCUGAACAGGAGGAAGAAGAUGUUGCAGAGGAUGGACAAUAUGAUGAUCGUUUCACCACAGAUAUGGCAGAGUUCAGGCAGAAACAGAUGACAAGAAAAAGAAAAAGGAAUCAGAAGCAUGAUGAUUAUGAAGAGGAAUCCUCUGAGCAGUCACAAUUUGAUAACCGUAGACAUCAAAGUCAUGCUAGAAGGAGACUAUCAAGGAUGGAUAGUGGUCCUGGAGGGUCAUACAUCAUGGAUAGUGGUCCUGGAGGGUCAUACAUAAUGGAUAGUGGUCCUGGAGGGUCAUACAUCAAUGUUAGACAAGAAGAUGCUGGUCAGUCCCUGAUCAAUCCUAUUAUCCAACUUCAGGAAAACAAGUCUCAUCUCCAGGGAGGAUUCCAGUCCACAAACUCUAUAAACUCAGCUAGAAAUUACAACAAAGGUCAAGGACAUAGGUCAAGUUUGGAUGGAUACGAAAAUGAUGCGGAUCAAUAUUUAUGUUACAAUGAAGAUCAAAAAGAUGAAUUGUUUGAAUGUCAGUCAGGUCUGUCAGCUGGCACAGGGCAUGGUAAUUAUCAGGAUAUAAAGAAAGUUCAGACUUUUAACAGAGGUCAAGGUCAUUAUCAGGUUAUGACUGAAGGUCAAAGUUUAAAUAGAGAUGGAGGUCAUCAUCAGGUUCCUACCAAAAGUCAAAGUGUAAAUAGAGGUCAAGGUCAUCAUGAUGGUAUGAAAAAUAAUCAGAUUGUAUCUAAAUGGAGUAAGUAUGAAGAUGAGUCUGAUUCAGGUGAAGAGACCUGCACGUUAACAGAACAAUAUGAAAAGACUAACUUGUCAAAAAAAAAUCAAAAUGAUUGGAAUAAGGAAAUGAAAAAAUCUGCAAGUGAUGUUAUGUGUGUCCAAAGUAGAGAGGAGAGAAACAGGGAGGACACCGGGACUGUUCUAGACUCCUCUGUCAAGGUAGGAAAACUGAAAGAUUUACUAAAUAAUACAGGUUCAUUAACAGAAAAGUUGACUAACCCUGAUAGGAUGUGGAGACAGAGCCAGCAUAAGAUGUGGACAGGAGGGGAAUUUAGUGAGGGAAGAAAACGUUUAGGUAUUGAAGGUAAUGACAGGAGAUUAAAGGGAGAUAACUACAACAGUCUUAUUGGCCUAGAGGAGAAACAGGGCAACACUGACUGUCAAGGUAAGGAUGGUAUAAUAAAUGGUGGAUAUUCAAAAUGUGUGAGAGACCGACAGCCAGAAGCAGGUUUUAGUGAGGGCACUCACAAUUCGUAUGUCACAGAACACACAUCCAGUGAAGAACUACCUACUGUAUCGCCAGUAACUAGGUGUAACCAGGAGAGGUCCAAUGUUUCCAAAUCUGAACAAAGGAUUGGCUUUUCUGGUCAUAUUUCAAGACCACUGACACAAAAGUCCAUUCCUUUGCAGCCUAUGUUUGUAACAGAAGAUAUCACUGAUGAGGAUUUGGCACUGUAGGAAGUCUCUUUGGUUCUGUUAAGAAUCAUAGGUCCGUAUUCAAACAAACUCUUUUCUAACUCAAAUCAUGCAAAACAAGUCGAAAAAGUAACAUUUAGAUAUUUAAAACAUUAGUUUGCUUCAAGCCUCACCAAAAUUUAAUCAAUAGUUGAAAAAUGUGAAAUUUGAAAAUGAAUCACUGAAACAAGGAAUUGGGAGUUAGCACAGAAUCUGAGUUUGAGCAUGAAAACACUUAAAUGAUGACGGUUCCUGUUCUCAUCCUCCAGUCAUGUGCCCUUCAGUUUACAUUCUGGAGCCCUCUACAGUAAUGAUCCCCUCUUUCUCUUAUUGUUAUCCCUUCUCGAUUUAUGAACUUAUCAUUAUGUCCUAUUCUUCUUCUUCUUCUUCUUCUUCUUCUUCUUCUUCUUCUUUUUUUUCCUCUUCUUCUUCUUCCUCUUCAGCCCGAAGCUCAACCCUUCUAUUUGCAGUCUUCAGCCCCCUCUUUGGCCCCCUCCUUAAAUCCAGACUACUUUUAGUUAAAAGUACUUUUUCUUUUAGUCAUCAUAUCAAUUGAUUCAGUUAAAAAUGUGCAUGCUUACAUGAAAGUCUGUGUCAUUGGCUCUAAGGUCAGAUGUGUCGUUGGCUCUAAGGUCAGGUGAUCAGUGAUAUGUCAUGUUUUGAGUCCUAUUUAGUUUUAUUAGCUCACCUGCCCAAGUGAGCUUAUGUCAUGGUGCGGCGUCUGUCGUCCAUCCGUCCGU
Mizuhopecten yessoensis (Yesso scallop) is the source of this 2602-nucleotide messenger RNA. RefSeq lists its product as uncharacterized. The record is from RefSeq and is a predicted model, not a curated record. Gene Ontology annotation, molecular function: chromatin binding. Gene Ontology annotation, biological process: mitotic G2 DNA damage checkpoint signaling. The coding region runs from base 81 to 1865 and encodes 594 amino acids. NCBI's taxonomy places the organism in Eukaryota, Metazoa, Mollusca, Bivalvia, Pectinida, Pectinidae. The transcript is spliced from 5 exons. Gene Ontology annotation, cellular component: nucleus.